Molecule: messenger RNA, 1332 nt
Organism: Dichotomopilus funicola
Lineage: Eukaryota; Fungi; Ascomycota; Sordariomycetes; Sordariales; Chaetomiaceae
Exons: 1
Coding region: 1-1332 (443 amino acids)
Biological process (GO): protein depalmitoylation
Cellular component (GO): cytoplasm
Molecular function (GO): palmitoyl-(protein) hydrolase activity; carboxylic ester hydrolase activity
Source: RefSeq, a predicted model, not a curated record
AUGGCCUCUAAUCCACCGGAGCAUUUCCCGCCUGCUCGCGUCAUCCCUCCCCUUAACCCACCCCACCGCCAAACUAUCAUUCUCCUCCACGGCCGUGGCCUCAGUUGGUCCACGUUCGGGGUUGAUCUCCUGUCCACCGAGUUCCACGCCUUUUAUCCGCUAGAUCCCGCAACAGCAAGCAUGAUAGAGGGCGAGGGGAAUCUGAAACAAAGAGCCGUGCCCCUUCGCACGCUUCAAACACGCUACCCUCAUGCCAAGUUCAUCUUCCCACUUGCCCCGCGCGGUCGGGCCACCAUAUACGCUCGUAGCAUGAUCCACCAGUGGUUCGAUGGGUGGCACCUAGCUCCCCCCGUUUCCCCGGAAUCCGAAGACGAGUCUUCUGAGGACGGACUUCUCGAGUCUUCCUCCGAGGUGUAUGCCGCGUUUGACAUCGGAACGAAUUCCGAGGACGGGUUUGAGCCUAACUCUGGGGCCCAAACCCAGUCCCAGAAAGCCCACAUGCAUCAAAAUCAACAUCAACACCACCAGAAGCACGAUAAACAGAAUCACAAUAAACUACAGCAGCAAAAACACCACCACCACCACCACCACCACCAACGCCGCCGAGAAGCCCAAGAAGAAUGGCGCAGCAUCCCCGGCCUCCAAGAAACCAUCACCUAUCUACACAACCUCAUCCGACAGGAAGCCGCCCUCCUCAAUGGCAGUCCCAGUUCCACCGCCAGUUCCGACAACACCACCUGCAACCCCCAACACGGCACGCAGAACAUCGUCCUGGGCGGCCUCAGCCAGGGCUGCGCGGCAUCACUCGCGGCGCUCUUACUUUGGGACGGUGAGGCGUUAGGCGGGUACUGGGGGAUGUGUGGAUGGCUGGUUUUUGAGAGCGCGUUGAGGGGGGUUGUUAAUGCUGGGAGCAGGGGGGGCUCUAGGGGUGGAAGUGGGGGUGAACGUGGGAGCAAAGCCGGGGAAGAAGUUGAAUUUGAUCCUUUUGAACGGAGCGAGGAUUACGACGAUGGGGAAGGGGAGGAGGAAGGGAUAGAGAUGAGUGUCGAAGCUAAGAUGGUGAGGGCGUUGAAAGAGGAGCUGGAGUGGGGGACCACAACGAGAGGCACGUCGUCGAUGGCUCGGCCCAAAGUGUUUGAUACACCCGUGUUUCUCGGCCACGGUAUUGAAGACGACAAGGUCCCCGUCGGGCGAGGGAAGGAGGCAUCCGAGUGCCUAAGAGCGGCUGGGAUAGAGGUUGAGUGGAAGGCGUAUGGAGGUCUUGGUCACUGGUACUCUCCACAAAUGUUGACUGAUAUGGUGUCUUUUACAACACCUCUAUCAGGUUGGUAA